CAUGAUUUGUAGUAAGAAGGUGGAAGCAAAAUAUUGACAAAAUGAAGUUGGAGGGAUAGGAUUACCAACUUGUUUUAUAUUUGACACCUUUAUGAUUGAUUAUUAAGUUAACUGCUGAAAAAAUCUCAACACUUAAUGAUAAUGCCGGGACCUGAAGAGGAUGGGGUUCGCUCUACUGGAGGACAGGUCGAUGAAAUGACUUUGGCUCUCAUUGAUGCUGCCCAUGACAAUGACCAAACUACCAGAGAGGUCAUUGCCAAUUCCCUGUUUGACUUGGGAAGGAAAAAACCAGCUCUCAUCCUCAGCACUUGUCACACGUACCUUAAGAAACAUUCAAAGCUUUCGCUUGAACAUAGAAUCAUAAUUCUCAACACAGUUGAACGGAUUGUGAAGGAAACUCUGGACUCUGUCGACCUGAAUUUGGCAUCCAACUUGAUCAAGCAAGCAUCGUCUGAGCUUACCCAGUCAAAGGAAGUUUCCCCCGAAUGGCAGACGGCAGCCAGUGGUGUGCUGGUGGCGCUGGGCACCAAGUACUGCAACGAGGUGAUGGGAGAGAUGCUGGAGAAAUUCCAGCCCGGUGUUUUACCCCAUUUUUUUGUGGUCCAAACCAUUGGGAACUUGGCAGCAGCCAAUGUGUAUGACAUGGUGCCCCAUCUGACGGCAGUACUUGGGACAAUGCUGCCCAUGCUUGGCCUGGCUAAGUAUGACAACAUGAGAUGGGUGUUUGCCUCAGCCAUAUCAAAGUUUAGUGAGGCAAUCCUUGAGUACUGCGCCAACCUGGAUCAAGCUCCGGAUAAAUCGGUAUCCACAGAUAGGUUUUCAGCUGAAAUCUUUUCAGCUUAUGACAUUUUGUUCAAUGUUUGGCUGCAGUCAAAAGAGGCAAAGCUGAGGCUUACAAUAAUUGAGGCCGUGGGUCACAUGACUCAUGUGAUGAGCAAGGACAGACUACAAGAGCAGCUCCCCAAAAUUUUACAAGGCAUUUAUUCCCUGUACAAACGUCACCCUGAGCCAUAUCACAUUACACAGGGCCUAUGUAUGGUGUUGGAUGCUGUUUGUGUGGAAGGAAAUUUAACACUAGAGCCUCAUUUUGACAAUUUAAUCAACAUUUUGUUUGCACAGAUUUUUCAACCUGUGGAUUAUACAAACCAAAUGAGUAUGAAAAAUCACAAUGAACUACUGAGAUCAUUUGCAAUAAUGGCUCGAGCUUUUUCUGGCAAAUUGGUGGGUGUUUUGUUGGCAAAGUUAGAGAGCAAGGAUGAAAAGAUCAAGAUGGGUAUCCUCUCCAUAUUUAAGCAUGUCAUUAAUGCAGCAGUGUCUGCUAUGGAAGAUAAAAAGGAAGUGAUUGUAUCAGGCCUGCGAGGCCUGUGCAAUGAAACAAACAACAAAGUUAAGAAAGUUUUUGCCCAAGUCAUCAUCGCCAUGGCUCACCAUGGUUACCUGGAGCUUGAAGGUGGACACCAUAUGGUGGAGUUUAUUGUUAGGCAGUGCUCUCUAGAUGAGGAUCCUAAGGGAAAGCGCUCUCCAGAUCCAGAAUAUGUCAGCAAUGAAGCGCUCCGUCACAUGUGUGACAAUAUUUUACAGCUGGUCACAACUACAAUAGACAAAAUGGAAAUUGUCUUGUGGCCCUACCUGCUGGAGCUUGUGGUUCCAGAACAGUACACGGCUUCAGUUGGAACUGUCUGCAGAUCAUUGGCCUACCUCGCCCACAAGAAAAGAGAGGAGAAUGCGCAGGACUUUUGGAUUGAUUUUGAAACCCAGCCAAAUAUUCCCAAACCUACCCAGCUUAUUGCAAGAUUAAUGGUGAUGGCAGGCCACCCAAAAAGUGGGCGUGAUCGAGGCAUUCAUGUCCUGAACCUGAUGAAAAAUCUGUCCCCAAAUCUCCAUGACAACAUUGUUGGACUGUGGGACGCUGUCAUUCCCAAACUCAACAGCUAUUUAGACGGUCCCAAAUCUAAGUAUGGACAUAGUGACUAUGGACCAGAGAGUGAUGAGGAAGAAGAAAAAGAUGCAGGGGAACAAGAAGCUGAAAAAUGGUCUCAAAAGAACUGGGAAGAUUUACUUCUCAAGAUGCUGUCUAAAAGCCUGGAUGUUGUGGAUAAUGAAGAGUGGAUUGCAGAGCUUGGAGAAGCCUUUGGCCAACAGAUUCCCUUGUAUACCAACUAUGUGGAUGAAAGGAACUUUGCAUUCAAAUGCCUUGGUAUUAUCAUGCGAAAGUCAACAAAAAAAGAUUUUGUCAACAAACAUCUUGACCUUAUCUUUUCAACAAUUAAACAUCUUGACCAAGUUGAAAGGGAGGGGUGUGCUAUAGCCGUGGGCUACACAGCCUCCUCCCAUCUGGACACAGUCCUCACCAAGCUGGACAAAGUGGCCAAGAACGACAUGACCAAAAAAUCCUCUGGGAUCCUCGGGAUUCUGAAGGACAAGUCAGAGGUGAAUGUAGAACAGGUCAAGGCCACACUCAUGUUGUGUUAUGGAUUUGUGGCCCUUUACUCUCCACCCUCCCUGAUCAUAUCUAGGAUGGAAGCAACAAUCCUACGCUCAAUAUCUCCCUACUUCCCUACAGUCAAGGACACGAGUGUAAAACAGAACCUGAUCAGAUGUGCUGACCUGAUAGCUCAAGCUCUGAACCCAGAUCACCUAGAGCAGGAAUACAAGUUUUCAACCAGAGGAGAGUUCUUUGUCCACAUGCAGACGUACAUCAAAGCUGAACCAACCACACACCUGGGGACAGACACCAGGACACUGGCCAUGAACACCUGCGCCAACCUGAUUAAACUGGAGCCAAAGUUAUCAGAAGCAGAAGUGUUUGACCUGGUGCAGACGUGCACUGACAGCCUGUUCCCCAUGUCUGCCACUGGCAUGCCGUUCAGGAAAGGGAAGGAGGAGAGCCCAACAGAACUGCUGGAGACGGAGGCCAUGAUGGAGGCUGCUUUCAGUGCCAUGCAUGAUGUCUUCAAGGAAAUCAUCAAGAAGGACUGCACACCCUCUGGUUUGGAGAGUAUUUUCAAGCAUCUGGCCCAGUGGAUGUUGUCGGAGCAAGAACAUGAGAGAGAGCGAGCACUAAACACCUGGCUCAUCGUGCAGAAGUUUUACCUGGACAUUGUGGAGGUCAAGCACCCCCAUGUUCUAGACCAGGAAGGGAAUUUCCUGGCCCGCCUCAUCCCCAGGUGUACAGAUCCUGUGGUCAAGAUCAGGCAACUGGCCAUUGACUGUGUGCAUUGCACUUUGUCGAUAGCUUUAAGACAUGAAGGUAACCCCAAUAACUCCAAAGACGCCAUGAUUGAUGCCAUCCCCACCCUGAAGGAGAGGUUAAAGAAAAGUGACCCCAACAUCCUGUUUAGUGUUGUGAAUGACCUCUCCAAGGUUAUAGCCAAAAAGCUACCAGCUGAUUGCUUGGUCCCAUUCAUGGAGAUCCUACAGCAAGGUUUACUGGAUGUCCAGUCCUCCAGUUCUUCAGGUGCUUGUGUUGUACUGAAUGCCGUCAUGAAAAUAAGAGGGCCAGACAUACGCUCAAAAGUUGAAGUUUUCCUUGAGACUCUGUACGAGAAACUCUUUCAAAUCCAGCACCCCCAGACUAAAACAGGCACCCUACGUACCAUCCGUACGAUGGCCACCCACCACCUCCUGCCCACACUCACCUCUCUGUUGACAUAUCAGCUGCCUUAUGAUGACAAUGUUGUGGAAAUUUGGAAAAUUCUUUCCCAAGAAUCAAAUCUGACUGCUUUAAUUCUGGAUCAUUUUCUGGAACUUCUGCAAAAGUCUUUGCCUUAUGAGGAAAAGGCAGAUCCUAGAGAUAAAGAAAAGACAAUCAAAACUGCUACUGUAGUGCCUUUAGCUGUAACCUAUGCCUUAACAGAAAUAUUCAAAGUGGAGGAGACGGAGGAAAAUGUGACCAAAGUUUUCCCUCGCCUGUUUGCUGCUCUCAUGGUCAGAGUUGGAUCCUCCGUCGCAGCCAAGCCACCAAAAGAAAAGAAACAAGAACUAACAGAAUCAAAGCCAGAGAAAAAAAAGAAAGGAGUUGUUGAGAAAAAGCCACAAAAAGUUGUCCCCAUUCAGGUAGCCACCACUGCCCUAAAGACAUUCCUGGAGCACACCAAGAUGACUGACAUGCUGGAGCAGCUAGAGAAAGAUGGGGCCUGGUCUCUCAUGGAGGAUGAGGUCGAGUACCCAGAAGCCAUCACUCUACUGGCCAGGGCUUUAUUGAAUGAAGAGAAGGAGACUCACUUAGCGGAUAUUGUCAAUUCUCUGACAUCUGUGUUGUCAAGUUUGUAUGAAUCACAAAGAGUAACUGUUGCUGCUUUCUUUGCUGAGUUGAUAAACCAGAAAUGUAAAGGUGAUGAGGGGCUGAUAACUCUGAUCAUGAACAGCUUGUUGGGACGUCUAGUGGACGAAUCCCACAUUGUCCGCAUGUUGUGUGUCAGAGGCCUGGGAAAUAUUGCCAGUGUAGGGAAGGCCCAGGUCCAGAAAUAUGCUACAACAAUUCUGUCUGCCAUGAUGGCUGGGAUGGAUGACAAGGAAGACCCAGAAGAUUACAUCACCAUUGAGGCCAUGAGUGGGCUCUCACGCAUCCUGGGGGAGAUUCAAGAAGAACACAUCCGAGCUAUUCUCAUUAACGUUUCUCUGAAAAUUAGGCCUUGUUUUGAAAAGGAAAAAUGUGCAGUUAGAGCCCAAGCCUUCAAGCUGUUUGGUAACUUGUCCAGGUUUGGGGAUGGCCCUUCAAAAGCUCCUUUCUUGGAACAAAUCCACAGCAAUUUUAUCAGUCUAUUGUUACAUUUGAAUGAUAAAGAAGAGGAAGUUCGACAAUCAUGUAAAUACGCACUACGUCAUCUGGGUCCACUUAUGGGGUCAGAAGUGAUGAAUGACAAAUUCCAGCGCCAUCUGAUGGAAGAUGGUCACCUUCAUUAUGGAGAGUUCAUGAACGACCUAGCUAAACUAGUCAUCCAGGAUCUUAAAGAGAAGAUCAACUUCUAUGUCAUGGGUUGUGUGUCAUUUUUCAAGAGCACAUGGCCUGAAAUAAAAAGCAAUGCUGCUAUGUUUAUUGGAUUCUUGUUAGGAAAUUUACCCAAAGACAUGCAGUCAAAUAUAACCAAGGAGCAUAUUUGUUCAGCUCUGAUCCUGCUGCUGAAAGAUUCGUCCCCACUGGUAAGGUCCAAGGCAGCUGAGGCUAUGAGUCUGCUGUACGAGUAUUAAAAAUGGCAUUCCUCUUAACUUAGAACUUGCUGAGAAUGUCCUUCUAUUGUACAGGGUUAUGUGUUGAUGUAAAGUGUUACACUGAAUAAUCUGUUUAAAAUUGUGAUACAAUAAUAAGUACUACCUGUGGUGAGUAGUAGAUGUUGUGAUGGUUUAGUGAUGAUUGCUAGUAUAGUGCAGAUGCACCGGUAUUUGGUUUGUGUUAAAGUUAGUGCGACAUUUUAUGUAUAGUGUGGCUAUAACAGUUAUUGCCAUGACAUAUCUUUUUUUGCUAUACAGCUGGAUGAUUGUAGCUGAAAAAUACUCUUAACUUAAUGCAGUCCCUUGUUAAUGUAUGUUAGUCUAUGUGUAUGGUGAUGAAACAAAAAUGUAUACUAUUGUAUUUACAUGAAUAGUAGCAAAAAAAAACAAUUUGUAAUUUGUAAUAGAAAUGCUUCUAAUUAUUGCUCUCUUUUAAAUAAAAUUGCUGUCUAUUGUUACAAUUUACAUUUGUUGUAGGUUUAUAUUCCUCAUUUGUAUUGAAUAAUAAUUUCAUACAUGCAUUAUUUAAUCAACUCAUACUCUGUUCAUGUGUUAUAGUCCAAUUAAUUAGCAUUAGUCAUAAUCUUGUAUCACAUAUUAGUCACAAAGAGGUGAGUAGUUAUAGCAUGGCUGUCAAUGGCUCUCCAUUGACCUGGGGAAUCAGACUCCAUGUGUCUUGUAUUUCCACCUGAUCAUUGGGAUAGCUAGCACUUACAAAUAGUAUUAAGCAACAAGAUUACUCUUUUUAAAAUCAAAAGUAACCGAUUGACUUGGCUGAAAACAUUUUACUUAAUAUUAAUACUGCUAUUUUUUUUAACACCAUACAGAAAUAAGUAGGCCCAAGCCUAUUCUUUUUUUUUUUUUAGAAAUAAAAAUCACAAUUAAGAAUUAACAUGAAUGUUCUAAAACUGUGUUGGAUUAUUUGACAAUUUUUUUAAUAAAUUAAAAUUACAUUACCUUUGUAUGAAAUGUAUUUUUCUAGGUUGAAUGUUUAUCAAGCAUAAUAUUAUAAUUCAAUUAGCCUAAAUGUUAUUGUUCUAAAAAGAGAUAAUCUAUAGAAUUUAUUGCGUGGUACCAUGUCUUUCAAAACGUCUAUUUCAGAAAAAAAACUAUCCACAGACAUUGUCCCAUUUUGUUGAUAUACUUGUUUUUGUAUAUACACACAGUUGAUGUGAUUACAAACCUUGAUGUCAGUGAUUUUUGCCAUACACUUUUACUCCUAUGUUGUUUUUUGUUUUGAGAUAUCAAGUAGAAUAAAAAUAAUUCUACCUUAUUACAAGAAAAUCCUUAACAAACUUUUGUGCUCUGUAAACUAAUUAGCAUGAGAGAAAAUUAAUUUGUACCAGGAGGGAUACAGGGUUUCUUUUAUUCUGUGUUGAUGUGACCAUGAUGUGUACUGAUUUUACCUGUGUUCUUUAUUAUUAUGAAACUACCUAUUUGUUAUGAUUAUUACAAUAAAAUG
Physella acuta is the source of this 6673-nucleotide messenger RNA. Its product is annotated as maestro heat-like repeat-containing protein family member 1. NCBI's taxonomy places the organism in Eukaryota, Metazoa, Mollusca, Gastropoda, Physidae. The record is from RefSeq and is a predicted model, not a curated record. Gene Ontology annotation, cellular component: cytoplasm.